GAGGUGUGGCGGGAGGGUGAGACCGCCCCGACCGGCCUCGCUCCCUCCCCGGGUGGCCCCAGCCCAGGCGGGGCCCAACUGGGAUUUAAGGGGCUGGGUCCGGCGCCCCGCCAGCCUCCUCUUCCUCCUCUUCCUCCCGUCGGACGCCCGCCGCCAUGGAGCGCCUCCUGCCGCUGCUACUCCUCGCCACCGUGACCGUGGGGGACGAGAAUCGGAUCGUGGGAGGUCGGAGCUGCCAGAAGAACCGUCACCCCUACCAGGUGGUCCUCCUGGGUCCUCAGAAGAACAUCCACUGCGGUGGGGUCCUCAUCGGCAAAUCUUGGGUGCUGACGGCCGCCCACUGCGACACCAAGAGCUCCAUCCCCAUCCGCAUGGGCGACCACAGCUUGAAGACCAAGGAGGGGACGGAGCAGUGCGUCAACUCGGCCAAGGCCUUCAUCCACCCCAACUACAACCCCACCAGCCAUGACAGUGACAUCAUGCUGCUGAAGCUCCAGAAACCGGUGCGGUUCACCGACCGCAUCCAUCCGGUGGCCCUCCCCAAGAGUUGUCCUCCAGCCAACACCGAGUGCGUCGUGUCGGGCUGGGGCAGCACCAGCAGCCCUGAAGGGUACUUCCCCGAUGUUCUCCAGUGCGGCGUGGUCUACACCAUACCCAACGAAGAGUGCGGCAAACUCUACCCCAAAGGCAUCACCAAGAACAUGCUCUGCGCCGGCGUCAGCUCGGGGGGCACCGACUCUUGCCAGGGUGACUCGGGGGGUCCGCUGGUGUGUCGGGACGAGCUGCAGGGCAUCGUGUCGUGGGGCAUGCAGGUGUGCGGGCAGGAGGGCAAGCCGGGCGUCUACACCCGCGUCUGCGAGUUCACCGCUUGGAUCCACGACACCAUGAGGAGGAACAGCCGUCUCUGAAGCCACGCCCCCCCCAGGAAGACUCCUCCCCUCUCCCCGCCCCCUUAAAAUACCAGGGGUCUUCUCCCUUCCCUCAUCCCGCGCCACCUUCCUUGCGCAACCGGGAAGAUCUCCUGGAAUAAAGUCCUGUGA
Molecule: messenger RNA, 1040 nt
Organism: Harpia harpyja (harpy eagle)
Lineage: Eukaryota; Metazoa; Chordata; Aves; Accipitriformes; Accipitridae
Product: trypsin-like
Exons: 5
Coding region: 156-908 (250 amino acids)
Biological process (GO): proteolysis
Molecular function (GO): serine-type endopeptidase activity
Source: RefSeq, a predicted model, not a curated record